AUGUCCAAAAUCGAGAAACUCUCCAUCCUGGGAGUGCGCUCCUUCGGGCCGCACCACCCUGAGACCAUCGCGUUCAACACUCCACUCACCCUGAUUGUUGGUUAUAACGGCUCUGGUAAAACGACUGUCAUUGAAUGCCUGAAAUAUGCCACUACCGGCGAGCUGCCCCCAAACAGCACCAGAAAUGGCGCAUUCAUUCACGAUCCGGACUUGGUCGGCGAGAAGGAGGUGCGCGCCCAGGUGAAGCUCUCGUUCCGCUCAACGAUCGGCGAGUCCUACGUCGUCACCCGCAACAUCCAGCUGUUGGUGCAGCGCAACAACAAGAGAACUCAAAAGACUUUGGAGGGCAGUCUGCUGCUUCGAAAUAAUGGAGAGCGUACCGUUAUCUCUACCCGUGUGGCCGAGCUGGACAAGCUGGUCUCGGAGAAGCUAGGAGUCCCUCCUGCUAUCCUCGAUGCCGUCAUUUUCUGCCAUCAGGACGACUCAUUGUGGCCCAUGAGCGAGCCGGCUGCGCUGAAGAAGAGAUUCGAUGAGAUCUUUGAGGCCCAGAAAUACACCAAGGUCAUUGAGAAUAUCCGUUUGCUCAAGAAGAAGAAGGGCGACGAACUCAAGAUUCUCAAGGAGCGCGAGGUGCAAGAUAAGGCGAACAAGGAGAGGGCCGAGAAGGUCGAUCGCCUGAUGGCCCAGCUGACUCGGGAAAUCCUGGAAGCGCGCGAGAAGUGUAACGAGCUCUCGAAGCAGAUGGAGGAGGAGUCAGCCAAAAUCAAGGACAAGUACGAGCAGGCGAACAGCUUCCUCAAGAUCAUGAACGACCUGCAAACCAAGACCGAGAAGCUCGAGUACAAGAAGGAUGCCAUCGUGGAACUACGCAGCCGCAUCGAAGAGCUCCCCGAUCCUGACGAGGUCCUGCGCAAUACCCUCGACGAGUAUGAGCAGACCAUCAACCGGAUCGUGGCUGAUCGCGACCACAAGGCUGCCCAGUUCCAUGACCUGCAGGCCGAGCUCAAGUCGGCACGGGAUCAGCACACUGCCAAGGCCGCUGAGCAGGGCAAGCACCAGUCGGACAAGGAGAAGUACGAGCGGCAGUUGGUCGCGCGCGAGCGCAUGAUCCGUGAAGCGGCUGAGCGCCAUGAGAUCCGCGGCUACAAUGGCGAUCUGGACGAUCGAAGGAUUGCUAUCUUCAACGAGCGCAUUCAGAAGAUCUUGAAUGAUAAAAGGCGUGAGUUAGAGCGCCUGCAGCGGGAGAACCAGGAGGAGUUGGAUAGGAAGACCGCGGUGAUCGCGGAGCGUGAGAGCCGCAAGCAGUCAGUUAUCCGGGAUCGCAAGGCUGCGAAAGAUCGCAUCAUCUCUCUUGGGAAGGAUAUGGCUAGCAUCCAGGGAGAGUUAUCCAGCAUAGAUAUUGACGAAGGCACGGAGGAGAUGCUUCGCGCUGAGAUGAAGGAGCUGCAGGCACGGAUUGAGGCAGCUAAGGCUGAUGAGCAAAAUGCCAACCUAGACGCACAGAUCAAGGAGGUCAACGAGGAGAUUUGGAAGUUGGAGUCGCUCUCGGCCAAGCUAGCUCGGGAGUUGGUUGAGUGCACCAGGUUAGCGUCGGAAAGGGCUCAGCUGGAUUUGCGCAGGAAGCAACUAGCAGAGCGUAAGAGGGAGCUGGAGAUCAUGACAAACACGUGGAAUGAGCAGUUUUCGACUUUGCUGGGAGAGGGCUGGCGUCCAGAGACCCUUGAGCGCGACUUCAGUGAUGUUCUUAAGCAACAGCAGCUGCUCGUGGGUGAGCACCGGAAGAAGAAAGAUGCCACACAACAGGAACUCAAGCAGGCUGAGUACCAGCUCUCGAAUGCCAGGAAUCUCCACAACAAGCUUACCAACGAGAUGGAGGCCUGCAUGAGAGCUGUCCAGACGGCGAUGAAGGAAGCAAGAGACCUUGACUCUGCACCACCUGUCGAUGAGUACAUCACUAUGCUGGAAACCGACGAAAAAGAGCUGGCUGAGGUUGAGACAGCGCUCAAGUUGUACGAUGAGUUAAAGAAGCACUAUUCGACUAUCAAAGAUAGGGCUCUGCGCUUCAACAAGUGCUACAUUUGCGACCGGGACUUCACCAACCAAGAAGCGGCCAAGACUAGGUUGUUGGAGAAGGUGGCCAAGCGGCUCGGGGAUGAAGAGAAGAAAGAGUUGCUUGAAGACCAAGCAGCCUUCAUGAAAUCUCUGGAUAUUCUUAGGGCAGUCCGUGUCAAAUAUGAUACGUACCAGCGCCUGAGCAGCGAACUCCCACAGCUGAGCCGGGAAAUCGACUCAGAGACAAAUAGACGGGAGGACCUUGUCCGCCGUUUAGAGGAUCAGGACCUGGCCUUCCGCGAGGCCGAUAACAAGCUGCAGGAGAUGGAGACGCUUAACAAGCAUGUCAUGAAGAUUACGCAGCUGCUCAAGGAUAUCAGUGAUGCGGAGAAGCAGGUCGAGAGGUCGCAGCAGUUGUCGAAUAUCGAGACGCGCAGUGCCGACGAGAUCAACGAGGAACAGACAACAUGCGCUGAGCAAACUCGAGCGGCCCAGGCGAAGCUCACCAAGCUGACAGCUGAGAAGCAGCGCCUAAAGGACCUGGUCCGCCAGCUCGAGGUCGAGCGCUUGCAGUUGGAAAACAAGAUCAGCAGUGCCGUCCAGCAGCUCGAGCGGAAGAAGCGGCUGCAGGAGUCCAUCGCCCGGCACAAGGAGGACCAGAACCAAGCACGUAACGCCGUGCAGGAGGCCGACGAGGAGCUGGAGCGUCUGGAGCCUGAGAUUGCCGGUGCCCGGGCUGCACUCGACGAAGCUCGUCAGGCCUGCCGGGCUAAGGAGCAGAAGGUCGCUGCAGAGCGCGAUGCCAUCGCGCAAACGGUCAGCGAGCUCAACAUGAUCAACAGCGAGAUUCAAGAGUAUCUCGACCGGGGCGGGCCCUCAAGCCUCGCAGCCAACCAGCGGGCCAUUGCCAAUUUGGAGACCCAGAUGGCCAACCUGGAGGGCGAAAUGCGCGAGCUGACGGUGCAGAUCAACAAGCUCAACAAGGAGAUCGACAACAGCGACGCCAAGAAACGCAACAUUGCCGACAAUCUGACAUACCGCAAGAACCUGCGGGAAAAAGAUGCGCUGGAGCGUGAGAUUGCCGAGCUUGAGGCACGCAACGCCCAGGAGGAUUAUGACCGGCUGAUCAAGGAGGCUCACUACCUCGAAGCCCACCGCAGCAAGCUCAACGCGGACCGCGAGCGCCUUAUGGGCAUGAUGUCGACCAAAGACGAGGAGUUCCGCCGCCUAAAUGAAGAAUACGAACUCGACCUGAAGGACGCCAAAGCCAAGUACAAAGAAACGCACAUCAAAGUUGAGACAACCAAAGCAGCCAUUGAGGACCUCGGCCGCGGCAUGGCUGCCGUCGACCACGCCAUCAUGCAGUACCACAGCAAGAUGAUGGAGCAGAUCAACCGGACGAUUGCUGAGCUCUGGCAGAGCACAUACCAGGGCACCGAUAUCGAUACCAUCCAGAUCCGGUCAGACGUGGAGAGCACGACCUCCUCAGACAGCGGGACAAGAAGGAACUAUAACUACCGCGUGUCGAUGGUCAAGGGCGAUACGGAAAUGGACAUGCGUGGGCGAUGCUCAGCCGGUCAGAAAGUCCUCGCCAGUAUCAUCAUCCGGCUUGCGCUGGCGGAGUCCUUUUGCGCGAACUGUGGUCUCAUCGCGCUUGACGAGCCGACGACUAACCUGGAUAGCGAUAACAUCCGGAGUCUGGCGGAGUCCUUGCACGGAAUUAUUAAGGCACGCCAGGCGCAGGGGAAUCUGCAGCUGAUUGUGAUUACGCACGACGAGGAGUUCCUGAAGUACAUGCAGUGUAGCGAUUUCUGUGACGAUUUCUAUCGGGUGAAGAGAGAUGAAAAGCAGAACAGUGUUAUUGUUAGGGAGAGCAUUACGAGGAUUACGGAGUAG
This is a messenger RNA of Thermochaetoides thermophila DSM 1495, 3948 nucleotides long. RefSeq lists its product as uncharacterized. Gene Ontology annotation, biological process: telomere maintenance via recombination; chromosome organization involved in meiotic cell cycle; telomere maintenance via telomerase. Bases 1 to 3948 code for a protein of 1315 amino acids. The record is from RefSeq and is a predicted model, not a curated record. Gene Ontology annotation, molecular function: single-stranded telomeric DNA binding; ATP hydrolysis activity; guanyl-nucleotide exchange factor activity. The transcript has 2 exons. Gene Ontology annotation, cellular component: nucleus; Mre11 complex; condensed nuclear chromosome. NCBI's taxonomy places the organism in Eukaryota, Fungi, Ascomycota, Sordariomycetes, Sordariales, Chaetomiaceae.